UCAGUAAAAAUAUUUUCUGCUUAACAUCGAUUUUCACAUAACGUCGAAAUAGAAACACAAUGCCUCAUUUCAACCCCCAAAACAGUUUUUGUGGAAGUUGCAGUCUUGUGGUAACCCUCUCUUCUACAUCCAUGAAACUUUUAUGAGCGUUUAGACCAUGCUUGAUAUACUUCUGCAUGCGUGAGAAAUUUGCGGAAUUGUGCUGAGAUUUUGAAACUUGCACUUUCUUACAUGUAUCGUACCUCUUUGGGACCGAUUCCCCGCCUGACCAUACAUGCAGGUCCUUUCUCAUGUCAUUCUUUUGUACAUGGCGCUGUCCAAAAUAACAACCACAUAAAGUGACGUGAUUUACCAGGAAAUUUACUAAAAACUGACUGCCGAAGUUUAAGAAGUCGACCUAGACUCCACCCUAUAAAACUACACAAAAACGUAGUCCUAUUUGGGUUAGAUCGAUUCGAACUCACUCUCAUGAGGAGAAAGAAGAGGGAUGUAAGAAUAUUAAUGAAUACCAUCUUCUACGUCCAGAUAAAAAAACUUUCCCGCAGCGGCGCUAAACUGAGAAGCACAAAGGGGUGAGGGAGGGAGGAGUGUAGGUUAUUGAUGACGAAGAUCUAAAAAUACGUGAAGUCAAAAAUUACCAGGGAAUUUCCGAGUCUAUAUAUACAGAAGUCAAAAUAGGCCAGUGUUUAUCCAUGUAAGCCUAUAUAACAGAAAUCUAACUGCAUGUUGUUGGUCUUCUUACUGUGUUGACCGUUCGCAAGCAGGUUAAAUGAGGAUCCGCCACGGAGAUAGAAGGGAAUCUGUGUUGGCUCCAGCGCUGUCUCCUCUGACAAACGUCAGUAGGACUAACUGACUGUAAAGGUGUGACAUGUAUUGUAGACAUGAGUACAUGUCUCCUGUUUUAUGUACCUUUCUUGAGCGUAGCCUGUGCCCUAGGAACUAUGGAGGGAAGAGUUGCUAGAGGUUUUGACAGUUGUGUCAACGACGACUGUGAGUCCACAGGCACAGACAUCAGGUUCUGUUCCAUUCAGGGUCGCUGUGAAAGCUGUUCGCCCUCCACGUGUAACUUAGACGUCUGCCGGCAAUGGCGAGGUUGUCAAGGCGGUACAGUAGGUCCCAACGCUCAAAAUCCCGACAAUGACUAUGUCUGCUGGGAUGAAGCGAUCUCAGGGCGUGAGAUUACGGCGUGGAUUCUUGUAUUAGCUUUGCUCGUUGCAUUAGUGUGUAUUUCCCUGAAGGCCAGACACCUGUCCCUCAUGAUGAAAAAGAACAUGAAUCUUAUGGAAGUUGAAAUGAAGGUCGUUCGCAGCCCAUCUCAUCAAGUAGACAUCAUUAAUGAUCGGGAGGUGCAGAUGCUACUUAGCCAAACACAAGAUCAUGCGCCAACACAACCAUCAUCAACUGUACCAGCCAAAUGUUCAACUUGUGCCUGCCAGACAGCACUGCGCUUGGGAGGGUCACAACCGCACAGCUGCCCAAAUAUCAGUGUGCAUGAAGGGCGUCCCAUACCGCAUCCCGAGGACGGCUCCAGUACUAAAGGUCAAAUGGUUUUGUGAUCACGUGCUCCCAUAGUCGUCAACGUGUGAAGAGGAAAUAAACGCUGACGUUUGUGAACGUUACGUUAAAAUAGUGACAGUGAGCCUGCAUGGGCGACAGUUUAGCGUGCUAGCGCAGAACAAUAACGCGAGAGCCUCUCACCAUACGGUCCCUGUGAUCCCUCUCAGGUCGUGAGUGGGAAGGUCUAUCAGCUACCAGUGGAUGAUCGUGGGUUUAACUGCCCUAUGCUCUCACCGGUUUCCUUCCACCCUAAUGCUGGCCGCCGUCCUACAAAUGAAAAAUCUUUAGGGCGUAAAACACCACUCAAAUAAAUAAAUAAGUGAAAUACCGAUAUUUAAUAUAAGUAUUCAGAUAAUGUACACCCCAAGAUGUUGGUGAUGUUCAUGUAACAUGCAUAUCAGUACAGUUCUUUUCACCAACAUGUAUUAUAGAAGGAAUUAAAAUGUGCACGUAAGAAAGCAAAAUGCUAUAUUUUUAUGAUCAGUAAAUAAAUAUACACGCAUGCGUUCAAAACUUACAUCUAUAUCAUUUGUAAAUAAACUUGUCUUGGUUUUGAA
Messenger RNA from Liolophura sinensis, 2114 nucleotides. RefSeq lists its product as uncharacterized. The coding region runs from base 882 to 1556 and encodes 224 amino acids. Lineage: Eukaryota; Metazoa; Mollusca; Polyplacophora; Chitonida; Chitonidae. The transcript is spliced from 3 exons. The record is from RefSeq and is a predicted model, not a curated record.